Messenger RNA from Bipolaris victoriae FI3, 2268 nucleotides. RefSeq lists its product as hypothetical. Gene Ontology annotation, molecular function: sequence-specific DNA binding; DNA-binding transcription factor activity. Lineage: Eukaryota; Fungi; Ascomycota; Dothideomycetes; Pleosporales; Pleosporaceae. Gene Ontology annotation, biological process: regulation of DNA-templated transcription. The record is from RefSeq and is a predicted model, not a curated record. The coding region runs from base 1 to 2268 and encodes 755 amino acids. The transcript is spliced from 2 exons.
AUGUCGAACCGCAAGCGACGCGCGCCAGUCGCAUCCCCGCAGCCCCCCGCCCAGACGUACCAACACGAUAUCCCCGCACCGACCGAUCAAUACAUCAAUUGGAAUGACCCAGCAGUGGCUACCGACAUGAAUUUCACCGACCCACCACUGUACGACAACUACGGCCCGACCAUGGGGACCGGCCACAAUCGCGUCGUGUCGCUGGACGGGUACAAUGACGGGACGGAGAUGUCUGGCCAAUUGGUACGACGAAACACCAACCAACAGCUUGCUCCUGCCCCGCGGCGUAGUCAGUGGGACGGAUUCGCGAGCCCUCAGCAGCAGUGGGAAACGGUCGACGACGAUGAAGAGCUGGAACAGAAAGCGGCUCUCGCUAAGAAGGAUGCACAGGCAAAACGAAAGCAGAUUCCGCCAUUUGUGCAGAAAUUGAGCAGUUUCCUCGACAAUAACAAGAACGAGAAUCUCAUUCGAUGGUCCGACGACGGGAACAGCUUCAUUGUUCUGGACGAGGACGAAUUUGCACGUACCCUGAUUCCCGAAUUGUUCAAACACAACAAUUAUGCAUCCUUUGUUCGGCAGUUGAACAUGUACGGCUUCCACAAAAAGGUUGGCUUGUCAGACAACUCGAUGAAGGCCAGUGAGACCAAGGCAAAAGCGCCCAGCGAGUACUACAACAAAUACUUCAAGCGUGGGCGACCAGAGUUACUGUGGCUGAUCCAGAAGCCCAAAAACCCACCGACCGGACCAAAACGCAAACGCGACGAGGAAAACAAGGGCGACAGCGAUGAAGACCGCAAGUAUAUCCAAGAUACUGGAGGCGGUGGAUAUGUUGAAGAGGUGGCGGUCCGAGGAAAUGAGCAGAUGGCUAUGAUCCCACGGUCAGAGUACAACAGUCUACGGGUUGAAGUUAGGGAACUUCAGCAGCAGCAGAAACUCAUUUCCAACGUCUUGACACAGAUCAAGCGCCAGAACGAAGAGUUGUAUUCUCGAGCAACAUCGUUCCAAGCACUGCACGACCGGCACGAGAACUCAAUCAACGCCAUUCUGACAUUUCUAGCAACCUUUUACAACAGGAGCCUAGAGGGUAACGCAAACGGUAUGAAUCUCGCCGACAUGUUCCCUUCUGCGCGCCAACAACCCCACGGUAACGUAGUCGACGUGGACGACUAUCCUAUGCAAGAUGCGCACAAGGCCUCACAGUUGCAGAGAAACAAGAGGCCACUCGCAAUCUUGCCCGCUCCCGCUUCCACCCAACAAGAAUACCUUGCGCCAACCACAACGGGCCGCGCCACAACCGUAAGCCCCACAACGAGACCACUGGCAAGUCCCAUCACGCGGCCGGGAAGUCGGCAACAGGGCUUGAGGCCCUCGGUGCCGCUCAAUCGCCAACAAUCUCAAUCUGCUUUUCCGGACCAACAAGGAAGAGACAACAUGCCGGGAUCACACGUCAAGACCGAAUCACCGUCCAAUGGCGCAUCUCUCCCCGGAAACGACGCAAUCAUGUCAGCGAUACAAAACGCAAACGCUAGUGCUGGACAGUCAACCAACCAGACGCCAGACUUUGACUAUGCGGCGGCUUUAUCAAACUACCAGACCCAAGACGGACAUGUGCCCCUCACUCAACAGCAACGAAACGACGUACUAUCGCAGAUCGUAAACAACACGGCUGCACAAAAUACGGAUAAUGCCCUCACCAACCCCAACCCGCCAGAAGUGAGCCGCUUGCUCGACGAUCUUGCUCAAUACCAAGCGACUCAACAACAAUUGGAAAUGCUGCAGAAACUGUCGGAUCAACAGAAUUCCAAGAUUCAGAACAUACACGACCGAAUAUUGCCGCUUAGCCCAACGGGCCGAAUUGAAGGCAUUGGCGACCAGAAUUCAUAUUUCGAUCCCAAUGGCCUCGGAGAACCUGGACAAUACGACCUAAACAUGGACAACUUUGUUCAUGACGAUGAUUUCUUCACCGACAACCCCACCAAUGCCGACGGUACACAAGCACACGUGAACGGCAACACCGUAUUACCUGAUUUCAACUUUGAUGCUGCGGCCCCUCUAGACGAGCCUACCGCGGAUACGUUCACAUUUCCAGACAUCAAUGGUGGAGACGACCCCACGCACCUUGGCGUAGGGGUCAUGGGAGAUGAUAGUACAGAGAGUAGCACCAGGGUCGAUAGCCUGGGGAGCAGUACGACGACUAGCCCAGCAGCAACAGUCGAGGAAGUAGAAGACGAGACGAGGAAAAGAAGUCCUAAGAGGCGGAAGAAGUGA